Messenger RNA from Funneliformis geosporum, 483 nucleotides. Lineage: Eukaryota; Fungi; Glomeromycota; Glomeromycetes; Glomerales; Glomeraceae. The record is from the annotation of a GenBank genome assembly.
AUGGGAAUUACCCUUUUAACAACUUCCUUAGGCGGUGAAGCAGCCGGGAAACUAGGUAGAUAUGGUUCAACCGCUACCCAAUAUAUUUCUUGUGUGGGAAAAGAAUUCACUGGUUUUAUUGGUGAUACUUCUCAUGGGGCUAGUGAUUUAUUUCACGGUGCUAGUGGUCAGGCUACUAAUUUACUGCGUGAUGAAGAAUAUCGAGAUUUAAAUGCCAAGUUUAAUUUCAAAUCCAACCAGGAAACUAGCGAAUUAGAAGGCAUCGUAGCCAAGAUAGAUAUUAGCAAAAUUUUUAUUUAUUCCCAAACAUACCCUAAAUCAAAAACUUUAAGACAAAUUAUCAAUUAUAACCAAAGGGUUCAAGCUAGUAAUAACGAGCAAGAAAUCUUUAAACUAGGUGCUAAUUUAGCUUACUACCUUGAUACUAUUUGCGACCCAAAUAAAGGCGGUUAUGUUAAAAACGAAGAGGAAAAAAAACAUUGA